This is a messenger RNA of Drepanopeziza brunnea f. sp. 'multigermtubi' MB_m1, 369 nucleotides long. RefSeq lists its product as uncharacterized. Gene Ontology annotation, cellular component: endoplasmic reticulum; endomembrane system; membrane. Lineage: Eukaryota; Fungi; Ascomycota; Leotiomycetes; Helotiales; Drepanopezizaceae. The record is from RefSeq and is a predicted model, not a curated record.
AUGACUGGCAAAUUCGAACCCAAGACUCCCGUCAACCUCGCCCCUCCAAAGAGCGAUCCCAUCUCCCCCGAGUUCCUUGCAAAGUGCAACGGAACGCAAGCACCAGAUAACCUCUGCUAUGUUGCUAUCAAGGGCAAAGUCUUCGAUGUAACAGGCAACAAGAGUUACGUCCCAGGAGGCUCAUACCAUGUCUUCGCUGGUCACGACGCCUCCCGCGCCCUGGGCAUGACAAGCACGAAGCCCGAAGACGUCCGCCCCGACUGGGCCGACCUGCCCGACAAGGAGAAGGGCGUGCUCGAGGACUGGUUGACCUUCUUCUCCAAGCGGUAUAACAUUGUCGGCGUGGUGGAGGGGGCGACUAAUCAGUAG